AAACGGCGGCGGCUGCCGGGAAGGGAGCGGGACCGCACCGGGACCGCACCGGGACCGCACCGGCAGCGACACGGUCCGACCGGGACACGCUGCGAGCAGCGCCGGGACCCGCACGGACCGCGGGACUCCCCGGAACCACCGGCGAGAAGAACCGGGAGCGAGCGGGAGCCGGCAGGAGCAGACCGAGACCCGCCGGGACACAGCAGAACCACCGGGACACAGCAGAACCCGCCGGUCCCCGUGCCCCCGAUGCUGUCUCCCCCCAUUCGCCGGCUCCUGGCCCUGCUGGGCCCCGAGCGCGGGCGGUGGGCGCUGGUGGGGGGGCUGAUGUCGGCUUCGGCUCUGGGCGAGGUGGCCGCCCCCUACUUCACGGGCCGCGUCACCGAGCGGGUGGCGCAGGAGGAGGACGCCGCCGCCGCCGUGUGGCCCCUGCUGCUGCUGGGGCUGGGCAGUGCCAUCACCGAGCUGGGCUGUGACGCCGCGGCGGCGCUGGCGCUGACCCGGGCGCGGCAGCGGCUGCAGGGCGGCGCGGUGGCCGCGGUGCUGCGGGGGGGCGUUCGCCGGCGGGGCGGCCUCGGCGACACGCCGGGCGCGGUGGCGCUGGUGACCGGGGACGCCGAGGCGGCGACGCGGGCGCUGGGGGACGCGCUGGUGCCGGGGCUCUGGGCGGUGACGCUGGCGGUGGCGCUGCUGGCCGCGGUGGCCGCGCUGUCCCCGCUGCUGGGGCUGCUCACGCUGCUGGCGCUGCCGCUGUUCCUGCUGCUGCCGCGCGCCGUGGCGCGCGUCCAACAGGAGCUGGCCCAGCAGGUGCGGGUCGCGCAGGCCAGCACCACGGCGGUGGCCCUGGAGUCCCUGGGGGCCAUGGGGACAGUCAGGGCCUUCGGGCACGAGGCCGGUGUCACCGAGCGCGUCCGGCGUCACCUGGCACGGGGACACCGGCUGGAGCAGAAGGAGGCGCUGGCCUACGCGCCGGUCUGGGCCAGCGGGUUUCCUGCCCUGGCCCUGAAGCUGGCGCUGCUCUUCCUGGGGGGACGCCUGGUGGCUGCAGGCAGUGUCACCCGCGGGGAGCUGGUCACCAUCCUCAUGUGCCAGCUCAACUUCACCAGGGCUGUGGAGGCCGUGCUGCUGUACGUGCCCAGCCUGGCCAAGGCCGUUGGCUCCUCUGAGACGCUCCUGGCGCUGCUGGAGCAGGCCGGGCAGGGGACACCCGCAGGGCCACCGCCCCCUGUGACCCCCCAGAGCUGUGACACCGCAGGGGCCCGAGGGCUGCGCCUCAAGGAUGUCUGGAUGUGCUACCCUGGGCGCGCCGAGCCGGUCCUCAAGGGGGUGUCGCUGUCGCUGCGCCCCGGGGAGGCCGUGGCCGUGCUGGCGCCCCCCGGCGGCGGGAAGAGCUCCCUGGCGGCGGCCGCGCUGGGGCUGCGCCCCCUGGCGGGCGGGGCGGUGCUGCUGAACGGGACCGCGCUGAGCCCGCGCUCGGAGCCCGCCCUGCGGGAACAGGUGGCCGGUGUCCUGCAGUGCCCGUCCCUCUUGUCGCGCAGCCUCAGCGCCAACAUCCGCCUGGGCUGGGGACACAAGGAGGGGACACCGGUGGUGGCAGCGGCGCGGCGGGCGGGGGUGCACAGCUGGGCGCAGCAGCUGCCGCAGGGCUACGACACAG
Messenger RNA from Camarhynchus parvulus, 1657 nucleotides. Its product is annotated as antigen peptide transporter 1-like. The record is from RefSeq and is a predicted model, not a curated record. Gene Ontology annotation, biological process: transmembrane transport. Gene Ontology annotation, molecular function: ABC-type oligopeptide transporter activity; ATP binding; ATP hydrolysis activity. Gene Ontology annotation, cellular component: membrane. NCBI's taxonomy places the organism in Eukaryota, Metazoa, Chordata, Aves, Passeriformes, Thraupidae.